Molecule: messenger RNA, 5325 nt
Organism: Amoebophrya sp. A25
Lineage: Eukaryota; Dinophyceae; Syndiniales; Amoebophryaceae
Source: the annotation of a GenBank genome assembly
AAGCAAUAGUAACAAGAUCAUUCGUGGCGGGCCAGGUCGAUCGCAUGAGCAUAUUGCGGGAUCAUGAGCGAUCCUUUGAGAACUUUGCACCAUAAUAAGUCACAGACCUACAAGCACGAGAAAAGAUGAGUUGCAUCACUCUCGAGGAGGAGUUCCUUCUCACUGCUGUGCGAACGGCAGUCGAGAAGCAAGUUCAGAAGGAUUGCUGGCUGCCCACCGACGAGAUGUGCUUGCGAUAUCUACGCGCGAGACAGCACAGCGUGGAAAAAGCAACUGACGCUGUUUUAAAACAUCUAGCGUGGCUAGAGCAGACCAGGCCACUGGAGCGGAUAAUUAAGGCUACCGCAGUUGCGUCCUCCACAGCAUCCUUGCCCAAAAGUAGAAAUGCAUCGAAGGAUGCUAUGGAUGCAUCGAAGGAUGCCAGUACUGACUUUCUAUCUAAGGGAAGCCAAGCUGAUAUCACGGUGCCCUUGAACUCAGGCUCGUUGUGUGUUUUGGGUGUGAAUCGGUUUGGGAAUCCGAUAUGGUACGCGACGUCCUAUCCAUGGAAUCCGCAUCAAUAUUAAGGCAUUGAUUUUUCCUCAAAUAUGUAUAUGACUCAUUUCUGUAGUGAGGGGACCGAUGCCAGUCGAAGCGGUGUACACGCGUCGCAGCACUUUAUCUGCCUGGCGUUCUUCUCAUCCCCAUCUUCAAAUCAAAGCCUUAGCCCUCUUCUUCUAUAAUCUCUUUCAUCAGGAGAGUCCUUCUUCUGAUUCCUUUAAUCAAAAAGCUUCUUCUAAUCUCUUUCGCUAGAUACCUGCAUUAAAUUUGUGACCUACUUCAUGACGAGAAUAGAGCAGACCAUACAGCUAGCUGGCGCUUCCCAGUUCGUUUUUUUAUGUGACGUCGCUUAUUGGGCUUUGUGGCAUUCGCGAUACCUGAGCUAUUCGACGUGUAUGGUAUUUCACGACCCACUAUUUUAAUUAUAUAAUUCGACGUGUAAGGAGGUAUUUUCAUUGAAUCUUUAUUUUUGUUGUUCUCGGUGUGUUACAGGUAGAGCUACGUGUGAAAGUUUUGCCUCAUCAGCAUUUAUCGUCCUUUGGCCAUGCUCUUGACCCGCACUGUGAGAGAUGAGUGUGAGCGUGUUUGCUACGGCCUGCUGCACAGCAUUCUCUUCAAGCACAAACGAUCAGGGACCUCGACGGACAACCUUUUGCCUUCAAAUAUUCAUAUAUGUUAGCUUCGUCGAAAAUUCGUCUUGUGACCACCAUAUGCAUAUCAGAUCCGCCUGCUCCAAGACCGCUUUUUGAUAGUAUAUAACCAUACUUAGAUCUUUAGGUUUUUCAUUGAGUUUCUAAGCAACUGAAUAAUUGUCGUUUUUAUCCUUUCCUGCCAAAUUUCUCGCGUAAUUUGACCAAAUUUUGGGAGUUGGUUAAUUCAUUUGUGUUUGUUUCUAAACAUUCGUCUUGUGACCACCAUAUCAGAUCCGCCUGCUCCAAGACCGCUUCCCGGAACGCCUGAAAUAUGCCAUUAUUCUCAACGCGCCAAGAAUGUUCAAAGCCUUCUACCGCAUCGCCAAUAGCAUGGUGGACAAGAAGACGAUGGCGAAAUGCGUCUUUAUCGAUGUUCCCAAUUAUGUUGAGAAACUCAUUUUUUUUUUUGAGUAAGUAUUUGAGAAACUCAGUACCAGUAGGUGUUUGUACUUGGGAAAAACAAAAAUUGUCGUUUGAGAAACUCAGUACCAGUAGCUGUCUGUACUUGGGAAAAACAAAAAUUGUCGUUUGAGAAACUCAGUACCAGUAGCUGUCUGUACUUGGGAAAAACAAAAAUUGUCGUUUGAGAAACUCAGUACCAGUAGCUGUUUGUACUUGGAAGGAAAAACAAAGAAUUGUCGUGCUCACUACCAGUAGGUGUUUGUACUUGGAAAGAAAAUCUGUUAUCAUUAUCAAGUUUCUGAAGUAGAAAAGGACGAUAAUGAUAACAGAUUUUCUUUCCAUAUACAAACAGCUACUGGUACUGAGUUUCUCAAAUACUUACAUCAAACUCAACACUUUUUGUACUUAGAAGGAAAAACAAAGAAUUGUCGUGCUGCUCGUGGUCGCCAAUCUACACACUUUCACAAGUUGAGAUUUAAGUAAUCCGAAGAAACGCAAAGCAUAAGCAUCCAUACAACUUUCACUACAUGAGUGAGUCCAUCCUAUCCCAUGCUCCGAUUAUUCACGCCAGCCUUGCGCACUCUAAUCCAAACAGCGGCUGUCAGCAAGUGCUCUGAGGCGAUCGGAGACACCAUCAAAGAAGAAACAACUUGUCGGACGGGAACGCAGAACGAAAUCGAGAAAUGCAAGAACGCCAGGAGGAGGUAGUGCCGCAGAGGAGGCAACCGAAGACCCGAGAAGUAAGGUAGGGACGGGCGGCGCGAGUGGGAGUGGAGAUCCUGGUGAGAGUGCCAGCGAGAGCAGCACAAAGCGACGCGAUCCUCCUGGUGGAGGGUUUGUGGGCAAGGAACAAGAUUCGAACGGAGGAGUAGUAGGGACAAAGCAGUCCACCUCUAGUAGUAGGGACAAAGCGAGCGCACCUCUACCAACAAGGGCAAGGCCGGUGAUAAGUAUGUCAACGCGAAGAAGCGGCUCAAACUGUUGUUUCCCUCCUACGAGACACAGCAAAGUGCCGACCUCAGAUGGUGCGCCAUCACCUCUAGAUAUCGUAGAUACCACCUCAACAACUGACGACGCGCAGAAUCUUCUUCCUGAAGGAGCGGGACAACUCGUCGCAUCAUCAUCUGAAGACACUAGUAGUUGUAGCAACAAGAAUGUGAAAACUACUAGGUCGUGGGCAGCUGCAACCCGAAAUGCUUCUCCACCUCCACUAGCAGUUCUGUCGAAAGGGACAAGCGGGACAUCGUCUGGCGCCGACUUUGUUACACCAAGAGAAUUCAUGAUGGUCACCAGGAGCAAAACACUAGUGCAGGAAAAUAGAACUAGGAGCAGUAAUAUGUCUGACGUCGGAGUCGAGAUAGUAGAGGGAGGCACGACUGACGAAGAUGUGGGAAAUCGAGAGGGAGAUCGCAGUGGCGGAGGAAGGAAGGAUCUACGAAGGAAAGAUCUGGCUUUAGAUUAUGACCCAAGAAGAAUCUGAUUUUGCUUUUGCUAUACAUCCAUUUUUCGCUGCCAAAAACCAAGAAUUGGCUCAAUGUGUCAACGAUCUAUUCAACAAGAUUGAGGUGAUCACCCUUUUUUUCUAAUACUAAUCCCAAGUAGACGAAACCACAUCAAACGGUGACGAGCGGCGCGAUUAUGUGAAGGAUUUGCCCGGUUUCUUUGGAGUAAGCCUUGGCUCCUCUCCAUCGUCUUCAUCUAACCAGGGAGAGCCAUCGUCUUCGUCGAGGAGUAUUAACCCUCGUAUAUAUUCCUAUGGCUUGGAAAACGUAUCUCCAGACCGUCUAGAUCGAUUCCAAGCUGCUUUUGAUGUGCCAGCUGGAUCGAUGGGACGAAUAAGAAGCAGAGAAACUAGUAAGGAAAGCCGGAUGACGACGAUGUCUCCUGCAGCAUCGAAUUGCAGCUAUACGCAGUUAAGGCUACCUACCUAUCUAUCUAUCUAUCAUGAGUUGAAUCCUAGCAGCAAUCAAAUCAACCAACUUCACUUUUCCUCUAAUCUGAAGUCAACAAGGCCAAGCCAGACAAGGAGGACCUGGUAGGCCUAGUGGAGGAUAUGGCACUGGAAAUACCGAAAGCGCUAUGGAGAUAUUUCGUCGCGAAAUUCCCAUAGAGAUCCUGCCAGAAUACUACGGUGGACUCCGCAAAAGCGAUGACGUGCCGGUCCCAAACGUACCGUUUCAACCGAAUUUGGGGUAUAAAGGUCCAUGGAAGCAUCGACCGGGAUAGUCAUUGCGAGUGUAGUAUACAUAGGAGAUUUUGAUCGUCAUGUAGUCAUCUUAUCGUCAUUUCGGUGCGGUAGUCAUGUAGCCUUGUAAGUAACCACGACAACCAACAACGACAGCACCCACCUCGUCCUCUUCUUCACAUCCAACGAGUGUAGUAUACAUUCCAAAGAGCUCCGUCGAUUCAUGAAAUUAGAACCAAAAACAGUAACACUCCUGAAGGGAACACUUUGUACUGUUUUAGAUUCACAGAUAACACUAGUAUGUACUAUAUUGAAUGAGUCAACGGACGUAUAUAUUUUCCAGGGCUCAGGGCUGAAGGCCCCCCCUCGAUCUAACUUUUUGAGGGGGGUUUUGUUUCCUAGCUAAGCUUGCCCCACCGGUGUAAUAUAUGUACCAGGGAGGCAGGCCUCAAAGGCAGGCCUCAAAGGGCGCGUCUACGCCACCAUGGAGCGGCGGUGGCGUAGACGCGCCCCUUUUAACGCGGUGGUGACGUGUAAGGAUUCCCGGGGGCGCCGGCCUCAAAAGGCAGGCCGGAGUCGCCUGGCGGCUCUCCGCAUGUACCCCACAGGCGUCCCGACUCUUGGACCCUAUUAGGGGGACGGCCUCCGGGGGCAGAAGGCCGCCGGGGGCGGCCUCGGUCGCGAGGCCUGGCCCCUUUGGCCCUCAUCCCCCAAAUUGGUGGCAGCGUCCGCCGCCACCAAACGCCCCGGGGGUUGAGGACCAAAGGCGAGGAGGAGUGGGGGCAAGGCGUGCCCGCCUGGGUUCGGUCGGAUACAUGCAGCACGGCGAGAGGGGUCAAGCCUUGCCACCCGCUGCCCUCGGUCGGAGGCCCUCCACCCCCAAGGAAAUCCCCCAGUGAGGAGUCCGCGCCCGGGAGGUCUGUCGGGUACGUGCGACACGGCAAGGGGGUCAAGCUUUGCCGCCUUUGCCGCCUUCGGAAGGCUCCCACCCCCGGCCGUCGGUGCUUGAACGGCCUCAGGGGCUUGGGCUCUGUGGGGUACAUGCAAGAAGCCGCGGGGGCGCGAAGUUGGGCGUUUGGAGGCCUCCUGCCUGGCAGUCUUUCGAGAAAAAGGGUCUGGGGCUUGAGGCCCUCCCCUCAAAAAUUUAGUGCGGCGCCUUGGGGCAUAUACUCCCUCACAGUUUCAAUAUAUUCGCAAGACUGGGUGAAUCCGUCGAUUCGUGAACGUGUGCCACAAAGUGUCUCCGUCGGUUCAUGAAAUUGAAACCAAAGACAGUAACAAGCAUGUUUCAGCACUCCCGAUAGGAUUAGCACGAACAAAAGCAGCUACUACCUGAGUUCUUUAUGACUUUUAUUUCAAGGCUACUUCAAGUUUUGCUCUUUGGUAUCUUGCAAGUUUUUGCUGGUGAAAUUGUUGCAGUGAGGAUAAAGAUAAUAUGCCAACUGUCAACAUUUUUGUAGGAAAAAAAAUAGAACUUUGAGUGGGAAAAAGUCUGGAGACGACGGU